AUGGGUAUCGAUCUUAAUCGCCACCACGUCAAGGGCACUCACCGCCAGAACCCCAAGAGUGACAAUGUCUACCUCAAGCUCUUGGUGAAGCUGUAUCGCUUCCUGUCUCGCCGCACGGAUUCCAGCUUCAACAAGGUCGUCCUUCGACGCCUCUUCAUGUCCAAGAUCAACCGACCCCCCGUGUCGCUGUCCCGCAUCGCCGCCAACAUCAACAAGGAGGGCGAGAAGCGCACCGUCGUCGUCGUCGGCACCAUCACCGACGACAACCGCCUGCUGACCGUCCCCAAGGUCACCGUCGCGGCUCUGCGCUUCACCGGCACUGCGCGCGCCCGCAUCAUCAAGGCCGGCGGCGAGGCCAUCACCCUGGACCAGCUGGCCCUCCGCGCCCCCACGGGUAGCAACACGCUGAUUCUGCGCGGGCCCAAGAACAGCCGCGAGGCCGUCAAGCACUUUGGCAUGGGACCCCACAAGAACAAGAAACCGUACGUCGUCUCCAAGGGCCGCAAGUUUGAGCGUGCUCGUGGCCGAAGACGCUCUCGCGGCUUCAAGGUCUAA
Messenger RNA from Ustilaginoidea virens, 555 nucleotides. RefSeq lists its product as uncharacterized. Lineage: Eukaryota; Fungi; Ascomycota; Sordariomycetes; Hypocreales; Clavicipitaceae. Gene Ontology annotation, cellular component: ribosome; cytosolic large ribosomal subunit. The transcript has 4 exons. The record is from RefSeq and is a predicted model, not a curated record. Bases 1 to 555 code for a protein of 184 amino acids. Gene Ontology annotation, molecular function: RNA binding; structural constituent of ribosome. Gene Ontology annotation, biological process: translation.